Messenger RNA from Perkinsus marinus ATCC 50983, 2049 nucleotides. RefSeq names its product DNA repair protein rad54, putative. Gene Ontology annotation, molecular function: ATP-dependent chromatin remodeler activity; ATP binding. The record is from RefSeq and is a predicted model, not a curated record. The transcript has 21 exons. NCBI's taxonomy places the organism in Eukaryota, Perkinsozoa, Perkinsida, Perkinsidae. The coding region runs from base 1 to 2049 and encodes 682 amino acids.
AUGUCGGAGGUGACUGGCAAGGGAAAUCUGUUCGACUCGAUGGAGGGUCUCGAAAUCAUCGAUGAUGCGAAAAGUGAGGGAGAAGUUGGAAUAAGCAGUCAGGAAGCAGCUAGUGUGGGAAGGCGAUUGAAGAAGGGCUUGAGGAGGGAUUCGACGGAGGAGUGGUUGGGGCGUGGCUCGGAGAGUAGGAGGGAAUCUAUUCAUAGCAGAGGAGUGGCCACUUUGUUUAAUAGAGAGAAACCCGACAGCGAUUUGAUAAGAACCCCACAGGUAGAGAAUGAGGAAAAUGUUGCUGAGGAAAUCGAUCAGUACGGUUACACUAUCGAUAAGAAGUAUGCUAGACUACCGGGAGGAUGGAAAGUCGAACGGAAAAAAUACGAAGAACUUUAUGAUUAUCAAAAAGAAGGCGUGAAGUGGUUGUAUGAACUAUUCCAACGAGGAAAAGGAGGAAUUUUAGCGGAUAUCAUGGGUAUGGGAAAAACCAUACAAGUCUGUGUGCUCCUGCGUGGCCUUCUAAAGGGCCGGUUAGCUUCAAGAGUGCUCAUACUGUGUGAGAAGUCUCUGCGAGAUACAUGGGAGAAGGAGACCUCGCAGUGGUGCGGAAAUUGGCAUAUAAUUUCACUUUGUGGUUACAAUUCGGCAAGUCAGAGAGAGAAAAAAUUAAAGCAAUCUUGGCUGGCUCGGAAUUGCAUCAUCAUUGCUAAUCAAACAUUCAUACGAAACGACAACCUGCCACUAUAUUCAGCUUGUGAUGAGAAUGCCUCUCCUAUGUGGGAGGAAAGCGACAGAGUGCCGUGGGACAUCAUAGUUUAUGACGAGGCUCAGCGGAUGAGGAAUCCUCGAACGGCCCUCUUCCAACACGCUACUAUCAUGAGAGCUAAGUCAAAGUUGUUGCUCACUGGCACGCCGAUACAGAAUACUCCUUGCGACCUGUGGGCUUUAAUGGAAAUAGCCGUACCGGGCCUUCUGGGAGACUUUGCGGUUUUCAAAAACAAGUUCGCUGAAGUUAUCAAAAGAGGGAAUCGUCGCGAAGCCACUGAGCUUCAGGAAAAAAAUAAAGACUUAGCCGUGGAGGAGCUGAACGCUGUUAUAUACGACUAUGUGCUGCGAAGGGAAAAAUAUGUUGAUGAGAUAACAGAGGGAGAUGUUUCCAAAUUGGAGGUGAUAGUAUGGAUAGGACUCUCAGAGGAGCAGUUGGAUAUUUAUAAAGAGUAUCUCAAUACGCGACAAGUACGUCGAGCUUGCUCCAAUAAUCGAGAUGGUAGCAAGGGCAUGCAUGUCCUUCGCUGUAUCUCUACACUGAGGACUCUUUGUAACCAUCCUCUAUUUCUAUUGCCACCAGCUGAGCAAAAAUGGCGAACAGCAUUUGGAAUUAGCUUGGAUGCGCUUCCGCAGAAUGUGGAGAAAGAUGACCUACAACUUUCCAUAGCAAAAAAUGAGGAUAAUAACGAUGAGGAUGAUGAUGACGACGAGGAUGUUACCUGGAUUGACAACGACGACGGAGCGAUGGACAAUUACAAGCACAUGAUUCGCGCUCUGCCACAAGAUGAUGGUCGGAAGAUCGAAGCAUUGAGCUCAAAACUUCAAGUGUUGCAUUGCUUACUACGCCGACUUAAGGAGAAUGGUCACCGUGUUCUCCUAUUCUGCCCCUGGACUAGCAUGUUAGACUUAGUUCAGUAUACUAUAUUGAGGACCGACGGGAUGAGCUGUCUCCGCAUCGAUGGCAGUACCCCUUCAAGUGAUCGGCAACGAAAAAUCAGAAAAUUUCAAAACUCCAAAAAAUAUUUCGCAUUUGUUCUCUCGACGCGAUGCGGCCAUGUCGGGCUUACUCUUACUGCGGCAGACAGAGUUGUGCUGAUCAGUCCAAGUUGGAAUCCUAGUGAUGAUGACCAAGCUGUGGCUCGAGCGUAUCGAAUUGGUCAGAGACGUGACGUUAUUGCUUAUAGGCUUGUUUGCAGCGGCACAAUUGAAGAGAGAAUCUUCCAGAGAGAGGUCACUAAAAUCGGUGAUUCAAAAGUCAUUCUAGAGGAUAAAGAUCAAGCGAAGUAA